ACUUUUAGAAUUGGUCCACGUGUCCAAAUGUGAAAUUGUAUAUAUAUAUAUCUAAAAGUAUUUAUAAGCGUGAUUCGCGUAUCCUAUAAAAUGCGAUUUGAUAAUGCAUUAUGAGUAUUUAUGUGCAUCCCGAUAAGCGGUUAUUGUCGGGGUCGGUAGGUCUCAAUUAUCGGCCUGAUUUGUCGAUGUUACAAAACAGUUGCCGGAAAGUCUUCACAGACUCAGACACAAGCUCCAAAAGAAAUGGCAACGAAGAGAGAGUUCAUCUACACGACACUCGUGUUUCUACUAACAGCAACAUGCUUGGCUCCUCUCAUUUUCUUCAUUUAUCUAGCUAUUCAGGUAGUUCGGUAUUUUUGGUACAGUUUCGUCUGCUUCAUGCAUCCGGAAGUACAAGUUAUCAAGGAAACUUCGUUAAGAUCGUUGGUGGACACGCAGAGGAAUCAAGGGAUCAUAGCUGUCCUGCAAACGAUCAAAGGAGAGCCAAAUUAUGAAGCUGUCAAACGACAUUUAGAGAAUCUGAUCGAACGUACGGAUAAAUUCGGAAACUUGGUUUUUCCGAACUUGAGACAAUGCUUGGUGAAGAAGUACGGACUGCACGCUUGGCAGGAAUGCCAAUUCCAGUUGGACCAGCAUUUAAUCAUAGCUCCAAAUACCUUUAGGGGCCGCAUAUUGUCUAAUUAUAAUAUACAAGAAUGCGUUAGCGAAACCGUUUCCAAAUACAUUCCCGUAGGAAUCUCACCAUGGCAAUUGGUGAUUAUUCCAUCAACUGCCCAUCAGCAUUACAUCCUACUCAAAAUCCACCAUAUGCUUCUUACGGACACUCUGGGAGUUGCAGAAAUGUUCCCACUUUCGCCAGUAACAAGAACGAAUAUACUACCUUCAAAAUCUAUAUUGAGAAAUGUGUUUAAAACACCCGAAUACAUUUCGACUUUGAUGGAACGUCUUCUGGAAGAUUUCAACAAUCUUUGGAAUGAGUUCAUCGCUACUUACGAUCCUCUGGAGAGACCUGAAUUAACUAAAUCUACUCCGAAUUUAGUUUACUUCACGGCUGCAACAGCGAUUUCAAUGGUUUCAGCAUGGAAAGAGUUCAAGAAAAAUUAUAAGAUUAUAAAAAGCGAUUUAAUAUCACAACUGCGAUUCUUAUAUUACCUAAUCAAAAAGGAAUUCGCAAGAAGAUCUAUAGGGGCUUACUAUUUGUUAAAGAGCGUUUACGAAACGUUCCAUCCGCGCACUAUAUUAGCUUUAGCGAUGAAAUUCAGUUGGAGGUUCUUCUUGGCUUUUACAAUUAGGAUUCCUAAACGCUUUUACGAUGAACUUAGAGCACUCCACUCCUGCUUGACUUUACAAUACUGCGGUUAUCCCAAUACAACCGUUGGGUUCAUUUACAAUUACGUCCCGCUGUUUUACCACUCUUUGAAGGAGGCAUUAUAUUAUUUGAGUUUUGUAGUGCAGACGCCGAAAAACGUUUACGAAGAACUGACCAGUUCUAAGGAUUCUAUCGAAACUGUGACGCUGUGUGGAAGAAAGAUGGUUUCAUGGUCUGAUCCGGUUGACAGUGAUUUCAUUUCGAAGUUGGCUCAAAAGCUUGGUGUUAGUGAAACGGAAAUUCUACUUACUUUGAUGAGUGUCGGAAUCGCUAGAUAUCUGAAGCAAGUCAAGGAUUUAUCGCCGAAAACGAUUUCGGUGACGGCGAGGAACAUACAUUCCGAUUACAUUUUCUGCCCAGGAAGAAAAUGCGAAACUAUUGGUGGUGUCAUGUGCAUUGAUCUCCCUAUACCUGUUAAUAGUAAUAAAGGAGAUAUCCUGGAUCAUCUUGCUGUGAUCAGGAAGAACGUGCAGAGAUCAUUGGAUACUCAGAAAGUCACGUACCUUUUGAGCAUAUUGCAGACCAGGUACGCAACGAUUUCUAAGCUUUUACCGUCGACUCUUGUUGGAGUUUUCUUGAGAGGCCUUUCUUUGAAAUACUCAGUCUCUUUCACGGAACUCACGGCUACUCAACCCAAUAUUAGUCAGAAAACCAACUGGGGACAGGAAAUUAUUUCUUCUAUAUAUUGGACACCUCCACAAGCAAAUAUAAGUAUCUCUCUUUGCGUCAAUCAGUUUGGCAAUCAAACUGUUCUUGGAGUUAUGUGUGACGCUCAAAUCGCUCCACAUCAUCCGGCUUUGGCUAGAGGAUUUCCUAAAGAUUUAUCAGAGUUAGCCAAUGUUGCAGGUCUACAGAUGUAAAAUGUCGCCAAUUUACUUCAAUUCUUACUUUCAAUGAGAGAUCGUGUAAAGAGAUAUUUAUGUGUCAUGUAUGUUGAUGUAUAUUUCUUGUAUUGAUUUUGUCCCACACCCUUGAAUAUGAAAUGCUAAAAUCUAAAAAUAAAAGCAGAAAAUCUAUAAAGCUGCUGUCCACAAUUCUCAUGAAAUGAUUACGUUCACAAAAAUAUAAAUCCUCCAACUGAAACUACAAUAAG
Molecule: messenger RNA, 2462 nt
Organism: Nicrophorus vespilloides
Lineage: Eukaryota; Metazoa; Arthropoda; Insecta; Coleoptera; Silphidae
Exons: 6
Coding region: 244-2229 (661 amino acids)
Biological process (GO): triglyceride biosynthetic process
Cellular component (GO): plasma membrane
Molecular function (GO): long-chain-alcohol O-fatty-acyltransferase activity; diacylglycerol O-acyltransferase activity
Source: RefSeq, a predicted model, not a curated record